AUGGCAAUCGUGGGGAUGAAUCGAUUGUUGCGUGGUGUGGCGUCGCUGACGGUGUCUGCACCACACUCUAGUUUAAUGAUGCGCGCAGCCAGCAUGCAGACUGCCACAUUGCCGAUUAACUUGUCACUGGCUGAGGAAAAGCCGAUGCCACCGCCACGCGUGAUUCCAGCAGCGCAGGACGUCAAGAUGUUGCCGUCGGGUGAUCUGGAGCUGCAGCUUUUGUCCGUGGCCGACGACUCGAAGGAUUUGGGCACUGUCACUAUGGAUGGUGUGGUGUUUGGUGCGCCUAAUCGUGUGGAUAUUCUGCAGCGGGUGGUGCGCUGGCAGCUUGCAUGCUCUCGCGCUGGUACUAACAAAACCAAAACACGCUCCGAGGUAAGCGGCUCGACGCGCAAGCCGUGGAAGCAAAAAGGAUCAGGACGCGCCCGUGUGGGAGACAUUCGUGCACCACAAUGGCGCGGAGGUUACCGUGUGCACGGUCCUGUGCUGCGUGACUUUUCGUAUAACCUGCCCAAGAAGGUUCGCGCUAUGGGUCUGCGCGUGGCAUUGUCUACCAAACUUCGUGAAGGAAAACUUGCUGUCGUGGACUCACUGGAAAUCGACGUUUCUAAGACGAAGGAUAUGAAGAAGCUGCUAGGUCGCCGUGGAUGGGACCACGCGUUGUUUGUUGGUGGUGAAGAGGUAGAUUCACGCUUUGUGCUUGCCACGCGCAACAUCCCUCACGUGGACACGAUGCCGCAGAACAAGAUCAACGUCUAUUCGAUCCUGCAAAAAGACUUGCUGAUCAUCACAAAGGACACUGUCAAGUACCUUGAGGAGCGUCUUCACGUCGAUUAG
Messenger RNA from Peronospora belbahrii, 837 nucleotides. The record is from the annotation of a GenBank genome assembly. Lineage: Eukaryota; Oomycota; Peronosporomycetes; Peronosporales; Peronosporaceae.